AUGGAUAAAGCCACGAGAAAAACACCGGUGAUCACAGUGGACUCUGGCUCUUCUUCUGAUUCCCCAGGCAACGUCUCAGCAACUCCACACCACGGGGAGAUUCCCUGUGCCGCUGACGCCCGUCUCUUGCUCGAUCUAACCCUUGCGACAGCUGGCUCGAGCCUCGAUGAUCCCUUGAGCUCCAACAAAGUGAUGGUCAUCAAGGAAUCCUCUUCGUCGGACAACGGUGCACAUGACGAGCUAUCCCCUGCCAAUAGGGAUUUCAUCUGCGCCUAUUGCAAGAAAAACUUUGCAUCUUCGCAGGCGCUCGGCGGCCACCAGAACGCACACAGGCUCGAGCGUUCGAUGGUGAAAAGGCAGCACGAAAUGGCUGCCAUGAACAGGCAAAGGCCACUUUCAACUAUGACAUAUGGCUAUGGUGAUUUCAGUGCGCCCUAUUUGAAUAUCCCUCCAUUCCCUGCUUUCGGACAACUCAACCAAUUGGCCACCCCCGGCAAGGGGAUGGAUCAGCCCAUGGUCCAAAGGGUCCAACCAUCAUGGCGCCAGCCCGGGUCCUGGGUCGCACAAAACGGGCGGUGGGCUGGGCAUCCGCCAAUGAUGGCAUCACCCCGGCCAAGGCUGGACGGCAUGCUUUAUGUUCCUGCUAAUCUUAAUAAUAAUUUCAAAAGUGGUGGAUAUGAGGGUCAGUUUAGGUUUCUUCCUCCUUCAGCGUUUGAUCAUACCCAAAAGAGGGGUGGUGCAAUGAUGUGCAGCUCAAGAAGUCCUUCAAGCAUUCCCAGCCCGAAUGUGCCAAUGAGUAAGGUUGCUAACAGCGGGGGCGGCGGCAGCUGCGGCAAUCAUCAUGUCCAACUGGGGAAGAGGGAUGUUCGGCCGAAGACUGACCAUGGAGAACUAGAUUUGACCCUUAAGCUAUAA
Molecule: messenger RNA, 915 nt
Organism: Rhodamnia argentea
Lineage: Eukaryota; Viridiplantae; Streptophyta; Magnoliopsida; Myrtales; Myrtaceae
Exons: 1
Coding region: 1-915 (304 amino acids)
Molecular function (GO): DNA-binding transcription factor activity
Source: RefSeq, a predicted model, not a curated record